Molecule: messenger RNA, 2328 nt
Organism: Coccomyxa subellipsoidea C-169
Lineage: Eukaryota; Viridiplantae; Chlorophyta; Trebouxiophyceae; Coccomyxaceae
Exons: 12
Coding region: 13-1695 (560 amino acids)
Molecular function (GO): glycosyltransferase activity
Source: RefSeq, a predicted model, not a curated record
GUGGUGCUGCACAUGAGCCACGACGCCUGGGUGGAGGAGGAGAAACAGGACAUCCCCAUGGCGCCCCUGUCAGACUCCGAGGUCAGUAGGUAUGGGCUGCAGAGGGAGGGGUGCGAUUGGUGGGCGGCUGAGGUUGAUGUGCUGCCAUAUGCGUUGGUUGUGGACUGGGUGCUCUCUGACAGCGCCCUGGCUGCCUGGGACAACAAUGGGCAGCAGAGGGGUAUGGAACUCACAGCGCAACGCACCGUGCGCAAGGCCAAGGUCAAGGCGGCUGCGAUGCGGAAGCGGCGGGCACUGCAGCGGCAGGUGCUCUACACGCGCCCCGUGCGGCCGGCAGCCGGCGAGCAGCUGACGGUGUUCUACAACCCCGAUGCCACCGUGCUGCGCGGGCGGCCAGAGGUGUGGGUGCGCGGCAGCUGGAACCGGUGGACCCACCCGGAGUGUUUCCUGCCGCAGCUCAUGCGCCCCUGCCUGCCCGGCGCCACCGGCUUCCUCCAGGGCUCAGUCCAGGUGCGGGGCCUGCGCAUGGUGAAGGACUUCUUCUUCGCAAAUGUGCAGACCAAGGUGUGGGCCGGGGAGGUCGAGGGCGUUCCCACCACUUUCCUGGAGCCCACCAGCGGCGCAUUCUGGGUCGGCUGCAUCUACGGGAGAAACGACGACGCGGCGCGCUUCGGCUUCUUCUGCGGGGCGGCCCUCGAAUACCUCAAGCACCACUCACCCGCCAUGCCGGACAUAGUGCACACGCACGACUGGGCGACGGCGCCGGUGGCGUUUGGGGACAUGGGGGGCGCCACCAAGGCGGUAUUCACAAUCCACAACCUCAACUACGGGGCUGAUCUCAUCGGCCGAGCCAUGGGCGCAGCUGCCGCCUGCACCACCGUCUCUCCCACCUAUGCAGCCGAGGUGAGCGGGCACCCGGCUAUAGCGCCCCAUAUGGACAAGUUCUAUGGCAUCCGCAAUGGCAUCGACCAAGACAUCUGGGACCCACUCACCGACAGAUUCCUGCCCCGGAACUACGGGACGGCCGACGCGGAGGCCGGCAAGGCGGCGGCGAAGGCCGAGCUGCGGUCGCGCAUGGGCCUCAGCGGCGCAGAGGCGCCCUUAGUCGCGGUGGUGACCCGGCUGACUCACCAGAAGGGCAUCCACCUGAUCAAGCACGCCGCCUGGCGCACCCUGGAGCGCGGCGCGCAGUUUGUGCUGCUGGGAUCCGCUCCCGACCCUCGCGUGCAGGCGGAGUUCAAUGCCCUGGCAGGGGAGAUGGGCCGAGCGUACCCGGACCGAGCGCGCUGCUGGUUCAGCUACGACGAGCCGCUGAGUCACCUCAUCUAUGCGGGGGCGGACAUAUUAUUAGUUCCCUCCAUUUUCGAGCCCUGCGGCCUCACCCAGAUGAUCGCCAUGCGGUAUGGCACGAUACCGGUGGUGCGCAAAACCGGCGGUCUGAACGACACGGUCUUUGACGUGGAUGAUGACGUGGCGCGCGCAUCGCAGCAGGGCAUGGUUACUAACGGCUACAACUUUGAGGGAACCGACCCGGCAGGCAUUGACUACGCGCUCAACCGGGCGCUGACUUCCUGGUUCAGCGAGAGGGAGGCCUGGGGGUCCCUGGUGCAGCGGGUGAUGGAGCAGGACUGGAGCUGGAGCGAGCCGGCACUGGACUACAUCGAGCUCUACUACAAAGCCCUCAAACGCGUGUAAUCAGGCGUGCGGCGGCAGGGGAAUUAUCGUACUACAGUCCCCGAUGGCGGCAUGCGCUGCAGAAUGCUGCAUGUGUCGGAGCAGAUUUUGCUGCAGGGGUUAAUUUAUAUCAUCUGGUUUAUAUCGUACAGUCGAAAGUAGAGUCCAGGCGGCAGCAUGCGCUGCAAAGUUGCAGGUUGCAUCUGUCGAAGCAGACUUUGCUGCAGGAAGAGAAGAGAGUGAGGCCCCAAGGCAUGCUGCGUAGCGCGCAGACAGAAGGAGGGAGAUCAUCAGUGCGCUGCUGGAUAUGCAGAAUUCAUCGUGGCAUGCUGGCCCGUAUGCAUAUGCAUGUGAGAGGCUGACAGGGAUGCUGUCUGCAGCUAUGGCAUUGAAAUAUAGGUGAUGGGAUUCCCGAACACUGGUUCUGUUGGCUAUAUUUACGGUUGACUUCGCACGGUCAGUGACACUUCGUACGGUCAGUGACACGUUGACUGCCUGACAAUCUGCGCUGAAGGAUGUUGCAGACGCAAUAUUGAUGAUUCUUCAUUGCUGAACACCCGCCUCGGGGCUUGCAUGGCGACUUGCAAUUGCCACGACCACUUUGUUGACUCCAUGUGUCGCAGCCCACGUUGGCUCUGUAACCAAGGCAUUCCC